Molecule: messenger RNA, 837 nt
Organism: Fonsecaea nubica
Lineage: Eukaryota; Fungi; Ascomycota; Eurotiomycetes; Chaetothyriales; Herpotrichiellaceae
Exons: 2
Coding region: 1-837 (278 amino acids)
Source: RefSeq, a predicted model, not a curated record
AUGGAGCCUUCGAACAUCAUCCAACGGGUAGUGUCUUACGCUCUGCCUGGAGCAUUUGUGCUCGCCAGCGUCAUGUGCCAUAUCCAGACAGCGAUCUUUCAUCCAGUCCUCCUAUUCAGUAAUUUCGCCCAGUACAAGGAAAAGGCCUUUGCUAGUGUUUGGGCCAUAGGUGGCGUGAUCUGCGCCAGAGACACGCCAGCAGCUCUCGGGUCGAUCCUUGCUCAGAGCAAGGGUGUCAUCCUCGACGUGGGCCCCGGCGCUGGACACCAGCUCUUCCGUUUUUCUGAGCCGGCGGCCGUCGAAGCCAUCUACGGAGCGGAGCCGGGCGUGAGCAUGCACGCCGGGUUGAAAAAGCGCGCAGCAGAAGCCGGGCUGGGGGACAAGUACCACGUGCUGAACUGCGAAGCGAAGCUGGAAUCGCUGGUCCCGGCCCUCGCAAAGGUCGGGGUUCUCGACACCCGGGCCGGGCAGGAGAACACGCCGUUCGACGAGAUCGUCUGCAUCCGGGUGCUGUGCGGGGUGCCGAACCUGGACGCCGUGACCGAGGGGCUCUACAGCGUCCUCAAACCCGGCGGCAGGAUGGUCGUCUGCGAGCACGUGGUCAACUCCGGGGACGGGGCGAAAGGCGGCACCGCGGUCGGUCGUGCACUCCAAAACUUUUACAUGUCGAUCGGCUGGAGCCCCCUCAUGGGAGGCUGCGAGCUGACCAGGGACACUCUGGCCAGCCUGCACAGAGCGGCCCGGCGAGACGGCGGCUGGGACAAAGUCCACGUGGAGCUGUGCGAUCCCUACAGCACGAUCCCGCACAUCGUGGGGACCUUGGUGAAAAGAAGGUGA